Messenger RNA from Euleptes europaea (tarantolino), 1762 nucleotides. It is a transcript of the gene PCSK9, whose product is annotated as proprotein convertase subtilisin/kexin type 9. Gene Ontology annotation, biological process: proteolysis. Lineage: Eukaryota; Metazoa; Chordata; Lepidosauria; Squamata; Sphaerodactylidae. The transcript is spliced from 11 exons. Gene Ontology annotation, molecular function: serine-type endopeptidase activity. The record is from RefSeq and is a predicted model, not a curated record. Bases 80 to 1762 code for a protein of 560 amino acids.
AGCCAGAGCAGCCAAGCUUGGCUACCUAGCCAAAAUCCUACAUAUUUUUGAGGAGUUAUUCCAGGGCUUUCUUGUGAAGAUGAGCAGUGAUCUGCUGCACAUGGCUUUGAGGCUUCCACAUGUACAGUACAUAGAAGAGGACUCCUAUGUAUUUGCUCAGAGCGUUCCCUGGAAUCUUGGCCGAAUUAUCCCAGCGCAGUACCGAUCAAAUGAGUACAACCCUCCCAAUAAGGGUGACCUGGCUGAGGUGUAUCUGCUAGAUACUGGUGUCCAGAGCAACCACCGGGAAAUCAAGGGCAGGCUGUUUGUGACUGACUUUGAGAAUGUCCCAGAGGAGGAUGGUACUUGUUUUCACCGGCAGGCCAGUAAGUGUGACAGUCAUGGGACUCACUUGGCUGGAGUUGUAAGUGGGAGAGAUGCUGGUGUGGCCAAAGGAGCCAGCGUCCGUAGCCUCCGGGUGCUGAACUGCCAGGGGAAGGGCACGGUUAGCGGCACUCUGAUAGGUCUGGAGUUUAUUAAAAGGACCCUGGUUGCCCAGCCCUACAGUCCUCUGAUUGUGUUGCUCCCCUUGGCCGGGGGCUACAGCCACAUCUUGAAUGCAGCUUGUCGCCUGAUGGUGCGGAUGGGAGUGGUGAUAAUUGCUGCAGCAGGCAACUACAAAGAGGACGCUUGUCUAUAUUCACCAGCAUCAGAACCAGAGAUUAUCACUGUUGGAGCCACCAAUGCCCAGGAUCAGCCUGCUUCCAUGGGAACCUUGGGAACCAAUUUCGGCCGUUGCGUAGAUGUGUUUGCACCAGGAGAUGAUAUAAUCGGUGCCUCCAGUGAUUGCAGUACCUGCUUCACAUCACGAAGUGGAACAUCCCAAGCAGCUGCACAUGUAGCAGGUAUUGCAGCCAUGAUUCUGAACACCAACCCUGCUCUGUCUGUCUCUGAACUGAGACAGAGGCUGAUCCAUUUCUCCAUCAAAAACCUUAUCAGUGAAGCCUGGUUUCCGGAAGACCAGAGGCUGAUCACCCCCAACAGAGUAGCUGGCAUUCCCUCCAAACUUGUAGCAGAUGAGCAGCUCUAUUGCCGCUCUGUGUGGUCACCCUUAUCUGGUUCCACUCAAACAGCUAUUGCCCACUGCAACAGCAAUGAGGAAAUGUUCAGCUGCUCAAGCAUAUCCAAAAACAGCAAGCGACGAGGAGAGCACAUUGAGGAUCAUGGAGGCAGAAAGGAGUGCGUGGCUCACAAUAAGUUUGGAGGUCAAGGCAUUUAUGCUGUAGCCAGGUGUUGCAUUUGGCCCAAAGCUGGCUGCCAACUUAACACCUGCACCCAGGCUGCAGAGGAUGCAGCAAUGAGAAGUGUCAGCUGCACUACGGACAGCCAUGUUUUGACAGGUUGCAGCUCCUAUUCUUUGGAUCAUGAUUUCAGUGAAAAGGUCAGACCUGUACUAAGGACAGAGAGCAACCAUGACCAAUGCAUAGGUCAGGCAGAUGCAAUUGUGCAUGCCUCAUGCUGCCAUGCACCUAGCCUUGAGUGCAAGGUACAAGAAUACUCUCCUGUGGAUUACACAACUAAGGUGAUGGUGACUUGUGAUGAUGGCUGGACUCUGACAGGAUGCAAUGCAUAUUCUCACGGUCCCAAUACAUUUGGUGCAUACUCCACAGACAACACCUGCAUCGUUAUGAGCAGCCCACAUGGCAAAGGAACAGUGGCUGUUGGAAUCUGCUGCAGGAGACGACACUCGAAAAAUGAGAAUCGGAGUUCCAAGUAUAAAUGA